AUGAACGCAUUAUAUGAUUCUACUUUCGAAUUUCUUCGUAUCGCAUUACCAGAACUUAUAACUGCAUUUUCAGUAGUUUAUCAUGCAAUGAACGAAGAGCCUUGGAUCACAAAGGAAAAUUUAAGGCAAAUAUUCCAUCAAGCAAUUCUAGCCGUUAUGCCUUCGUAUGAAGCAAGCUCAGAAAAAUAUCAAAAGCUUCAAGGUUUAUCUUUAAAG
Molecule: messenger RNA, 216 nt
Organism: Entrophospora sp. SA101
Lineage: Eukaryota; Fungi; Glomeromycota; Glomeromycetes; Entrophosporales; Entrophosporaceae
Source: the annotation of a GenBank genome assembly